AAUUCUGUGAUAUUAUAACUUAAACAUUAAAAGGAAAUUGUAGAUGUUAUUUCAGAUGUUCAAAAUGACACGAAUCCAGGAAAGAAAUGUAGCAGUAGUUGAAAUAACGAAUUUAUAAUAUCAAGUCUAGAUACUGUUGGAUAUUUAAUUGUACUAAAUGAACAAUAUAAUUCUUAUAGCAUCAAAUAUUAUAAAGAUUUGAAUUACCUGAUAAAUAUAUUAAGAAUGCCACUUAAUUUUCAGAUAUAAAAUAAAUUUCCAUCCCAAUUAAAUAAAAUAUUUGUGCAAGAGUUUAAAAAUAUUGAUACAGAAAUUGUACUAUACAGUUAUGAUAAUGCUUUUAACAAUUUUAAUGGGCAAUAUUUUGGUUCUAAUGUUAACUGUUGUAUACAUAUUAAAAAUUCCUUUGACUUUUUUAUUUAACAUUACGAUCAAUUCCAAAAAAAAAUUAAAAACAUUUUUUGUAAAGAAUUAAACAAUUUUAAAGAAAUAUAUAAUAAUAUAAUGUGUAAUGUAACUUCUUGUCCUGGUGUACCUACUAAAAUAGAUUAUGUAUUUGUUGCUAGCUUUACAAUAUCUGCAUUAUUACUAACAAUUUUCACCUUAAUUUUUUUAUAUAAGAUUAAUAAAUAUUAUAAUUAAUAAUGUGAAUAACGUAUCACAAUUCUUAUAAUUCAUUAUCACACAAAGUAUUAAAAAAAAUAAAAUAAUACUUUUAAUUACAUAUAUAUAUCUUUUUUUUCAUAUAGUUUACUCCAAUGAAAUCAAAUCUACUUAAUCGUUUACAAAAGGAAAAACUAAUUAAACUUAAAGGCAAUAGAAUCACCACAAAACACACAUUAUGAAGCAAAUAUAAAUUAUGAACGAAGUCUUCAUAAUAUAGACUAUCAACCACAA
Messenger RNA from Plasmodium malariae, 897 nucleotides. The record is from the annotation of a RefSeq genome assembly. Lineage: Eukaryota; Apicomplexa; Aconoidasida; Haemosporida; Plasmodiidae.